Molecule: messenger RNA, 1463 nt
Organism: Harpegnathos saltator (Jerdon's jumping ant)
Lineage: Eukaryota; Metazoa; Arthropoda; Insecta; Hymenoptera; Formicidae
Product: protein arginine methyltransferase NDUFAF7 homolog, mitochondrial
Exons: 5
Coding region: 91-1446 (451 amino acids)
Biological process (GO): mitochondrial respiratory chain complex I assembly
Cellular component (GO): mitochondrion
Molecular function (GO): protein-arginine omega-N symmetric methyltransferase activity
Source: RefSeq, a predicted model, not a curated record
CACACCAUUGUGAUAAAGUCCUUUUCGUACUAGCAUCAGCAAUUAUUUCGUAAAUAAUUCUUAUAAAAAGACGUAAAUCAGAUAUUUACCAUGUUUAACAUGAUUAAAGUAUGUCGCACGCUCGGAAGAUGUGUUAAUAUUCUCCGAUUAAUAGAUAUAAAAAUGAAUCAUUUUGAAAACCGAACUAUGUUCAGGAGAUUACAUUCAGGGAGCGAUGCAUACAACAAAAAGUUAGACUUGUAUCGACAAUUAUAUGCAAAAAUAUUAGCAUGCGGCCCCAUAACACUUGCUGAGUAUAUGAAGGAAAUCUUGAUCCAUCCUACCGCAGGUUAUUACAUGACUAGAGAUGUUUUUGGUCAGAAAGGAGAUUUCACAACUUCUCCAGAAAUCAGCCAACUUUUUGGAGAAAUCAUAGCGAUCUGGAUAAUCAAUGAAUGGAGAAAAAUUACCAACGGACCUGUUCAACUUGUGGAAUUGGGUCCAGGAAGAGGUACUCUAAUCAAUGAUAUCUUACGGGUAUUUAAAAAGUUGAAUCUUUUGGAUAAGGUAUCAGUUCAUUUGGUUGAAAUUAGCCCUGUUCUAUCUCAGCUUCAAGCAGAAAAAUUAUGCACAGAAAGCAGAAACAACGAAUCAAUAGCCGAUGCAAAUGAAAAAUCAUCAGUAACCUAUUACAAAGAAGGUAUCGCAAAAAAUGGAGGAGUAAAGAUGUAUUGGUAUUAUUCUAUCAACGAUGUACCUAGAAAUUUCAGUAUAUUUGUUGCACAUGAGUUCUUUGAUGCCUUGCCAAUACAUAAAUUUCAGAAAACUGAUAAAGGUUGGAGAGAAGUUUUAGUAGACAUAGUACAAGAAACAAAUGAAGAGAGGUUUCGAUAUGUGCUUUCACAAACAGUGACAGCAGCUUGCAAAGUGUAUCUACCUCCAAAUGAGAAAAGAGAUCAUGUGGAGAUAAGUCCACAGUGUUUAGUUAUAAUGGACUACAUGUCCCAGUUUUUAUGGGAAUGUGGAGGAUUUGCAUUAGUUAUUGAUUAUGGUCAUGAAAGGGAAAAAAGUGAUACAUUUCGUGCAUUCUAUCAACAUAAAUUGCAUGAUCCCUUGUUGAGGCCUGGAACUGCAGAUUUGACUGCUGAUGUUGACUUCUUAUUAAUGAAAGAAAUUGCACAGAAAAAUAAUAGAUUAAUCACAUUUGGUCCUGUGACACAAAGAAGAUUCUUGAGGAAUCUUGGCAUUGAUUUACGGUUAAAAAUACUUUUGCAAAAUACUACCAGUAUUCAAAAGCAGCAAAUUGAGUCAGGAUAUCACAUGAUAACUGACAAAGAUAAAAUGGGAAAUUGUUUUAAGGUGUUAACUCUUUUCCCAUUUGUUUUAAAGGAUCAUUUAACAAAAUGGCCAGUAGUAGGAUUUGAGGAUGAGGUAAAGGCAAUAGACAAAGCAGAUUCAUCAAAUUAAAUUAAAAUAUUAAAUUU